AUGCCCCCGUCAUACCGCAAGUCUUGUCUUGCAUGUGUUCAGUCCAAACGAAAAUGCGACAAAGGGUUACCCAAAUGCCAACGCUGCCUGGCAAAGAACAUUGAUUGCGAAUACAACCCCCGAUAUCCCGGCCAACGGCGGCAAACUACUGAAAGAAAUGUGGACGGAAACGUUGCCUUUGUGGAGCCCGUUGCGGAGGAACCAUCGAGAGGUUGGCAACUGCAGCGAAGUCCCGCGCGACCGACCGCAGCAACACUCUCGCCCUACUCAAAUGAUAUAUUCUUCAACUUCGCUAAUGAUCCAUUCAACCUGGGGAGCAUACCGCAAGAUGAUUUCAUCGGCUCUACUGUCUUUGAAGAUGCCGUCACUCAGCAACCCCCAAACGAUAUCGAGCGGCUCACCUCGGGUACAACUACACAGGCUCGUGUGGAAUUCGCAGCAAAGAAAUUAGCUGCGAUCCCAAAGAUAUUUUCCCAGCAAGGGCAAACGAUGUUUAUCCACCGUCACUUGUUCCAGGAGAGAAGCCCUCCGGCUUUACAGGAUGCGCUCAGCGCUUGCGCUCUGUACUGCUUAAAAAACACGGAGAAUCAGACGCUAGUGUUCCGCAACUUGGAGCACAAGCGGAAACAGCUGAUCUCCAGUAUCGAUCCGCUCGUUUCCCCCAAGAUGAACCUACUCGAAGCGCUGCAGGCGCUGGUACUGUACCAGAUAAUAAGUCUGUUCGACGGUGACAUUCGCCUUAGGGCCCAAGCGGAAGCAGACGAGCCAGUUCUUUUAAUAUGGGCUGCACAGCUUACGUUACGCACGCGUCAAUUUCAAUCUUCACUGAGUCCAGCGGAAGCGCAAUCUCUCCCGGGAAGCACUUCUACGGACUGGCGGCGCUGGUUGAUCGAGGAGAGCAGUCGACGGACGUUAAUAACCGCGUUUAUGUUGAAAGGAGUAUACAGUUUUUUGAAACUUGGCUAUGACACGGUUCCAGACAUGCGAAUGAGCUUCACGGCCCAAGCGGCACUUUGGAACUCGCAGUCGGAAAUUAGUUGGCGGAGAGCAUAUAGCGAGAGGGAGAGGCUCGAAGUGCGGGUGACGCAUUGGGACGAGGCAAUAGCAAAGGCGAAGCCAGGCGAUUUAGAGGAGCUCGGUGUACUGAUAAUGGCCAUGUUAAAGGGGAUAGAGGCCACAGGGGAAUGGUUGGGGCAUAGCCAAAAUAUUAGAUACGGUUUAGAGGAAGCAGAUUAUGGUUCGGUAUGA
Messenger RNA from Penicillium mononematosum, 1248 nucleotides. RefSeq names its product Zn(II)2Cys6 transcription factor domain-containing protein. Gene Ontology annotation, biological process: regulation of DNA-templated transcription. The coding region runs from base 1 to 1248 and encodes 415 amino acids. The transcript has a single exon. Lineage: Eukaryota; Fungi; Ascomycota; Eurotiomycetes; Eurotiales; Aspergillaceae. The record is from RefSeq and is a predicted model, not a curated record. Gene Ontology annotation, molecular function: zinc ion binding; DNA-binding transcription factor activity, RNA polymerase II-specific.